This is a messenger RNA of Pochonia chlamydosporia 170, 2616 nucleotides long. Its product is annotated as beta-mannosidase. The record is from RefSeq and is a predicted model, not a curated record. Gene Ontology annotation, biological process: carbohydrate metabolic process; glycoprotein catabolic process. Gene Ontology annotation, molecular function: beta-mannosidase activity. The coding region runs from base 1 to 2616 and encodes 871 amino acids. Lineage: Eukaryota; Fungi; Ascomycota; Sordariomycetes; Hypocreales; Clavicipitaceae. The transcript has 3 exons.
AUGGGCAGAACUGCACUUGCAAGUACACUCAUCGUGGAAGACAUGGUUAGCAAAAUCCGCACCCGUCAGCAUAUUGACGCCGGGUGGGAGUUCGCCCAAGCCAACUCUGAUGCGCUAUUUCGACAUGUCUCACAGUUCCCGACCGUCAAUCAUCUGGAUUUAAUGCACCAUGGCCUUAUACCAGAUCCAAGGAAGGACCUCAACUACCAAAAGGUUCAGUGGGUAGGGGAGAAGGAGUGGAUUUACAAGACCACGUUUGAUUUCUUUGGCGCAACAAGCAGCAGCCAAGAUGCGCACCAUGUGCUCGUUUUUGAAGGACUAGAUACCCAUUGUCGAAUCCGUUUGAACGGAGAACACCUUUUGCGAACCGACAACAUGUUCUUGGAGUAUCGCAUCGACGUGACUGAUAAGAUUCUCCAUGGCACCAAUAAUUUGGAACUGUACUUUGAGUCUACAUUCUUGGUUGGCAAGAAACUCGAAAAGGAUCAAGGCUUCAAGAAUAGAUUUUGGAACGGUGACUCGUCCAGGAUGAACACGCGGAAAGUGCCAUGUCAUUAUGGCUGGGACUGGGGCCCGACUCUUCUAACAGCAGGACCAUGGCGGCCGAUUUACGUGGAGUCAUAUUUGACCCGAAUCUCCGACUUGCAUAUAGAUGUUGAGGUGGCAGAUUCCCUCGACUUGGCCAGGGUCACAGUCAACCUCAAACUUGAGGGGUCCCUUGCCGAAACCGCAGUUUCGAAAAUUGAACUGUUUGAACCGUCAGGCCGUAAAAUUCUAGAGGACAAAGUUGCGAGCAGGAGACCACACACUUUUGUUGUGAACAAACCUUGUUUGUGGUACCCGCUUGGCUAUGGUGAUCAAGCUCUCUACACUGUCAGAGCCACCAUUGAAGGAGGUGCAGAUAUCGUGUCUAAGCGCAUUGGACUUCGACUGUGUGAGCUCAUCCAGCGCCCAAUUCCCGGCCAAAAGGGCUUGACGUUUUUCUUUCGCAUCAACAACAUCCCUAUAUAUUCGCAAGGAACUGAUUGGAUCCCGCCUGAUGUAUUCCUACCACGCAUGACGCCGGAGCGCUACCGCAGUUGGCUGACAUGGGCGGCCGAAGGCAACCAAAACAUGAUCCGUGUGUGGGGAGGAGGUAUUUACGAAGAUGACGUCUUUUAUGAUACCUGCGACGAGCUCGGUAUUCUGAUCUGGCAAGAUUAUAUGCUUGGAUGCGGCGCAUAUCCCUUUCAUCAGUAUCUCCUAGACUCGAUUAAGGCUGAGGCCGAGUACAACGUCACACGAAUGAGACACCACCCAUGCAUCGUUCUAUGGUGCGGAAACAACGAAGAUUACAUGUUUGCAGAGAUAUACAAGCUGGAUUAUGACAAAUUUGAUGAUAACCCUCAAAACUGGAUCAAGACGAACUUUCCGGGGAGGUACUACUACGAGGUUACAUUGAAAGAAGUGUCCGAGAAGCUCUCACCUCGUGUGCCAUAUCAUCUCUCAAGCCCUUACGGUGGUUCGCACUCCAAUUCGCCACUAGAAGGGGAUAUACACUCCUGGCAGGUGUGGAUGGCAGAUCAACCUCGUUAUCCAUACCAGGACUAUGAGAAGUUGACGGGCCGGUUUGUCAGUGAGUUUGGGAUGAAGUCAUUCCCCUGCACUCGCACCAUCAAUGCACUCAUUACAGACCCAAAACAGCAGCAUCAUCAGUCCAAUGUCAUGGAUGCUUGGCAUAUGGCACCUGAAGAUCAACGAACACUGUCCAUGUAUUUGAUUGACAACGUUCGCCAUGACAACGACCUCGAUUCGUACGCUUGGGCCACUCAGCUUAUCCAAGCCGAGUCGACGGACUACAGUUCUCGCGCUUUUCGUCGUCUUUGGCGGGGACCAGGGAAAGAAGAGUGCGCUGGCUGUCUGAUUUGGCAAUUAAAUGACUGCUUUCCGGCGGUGAGUUGGUCCCUCUUGGAUAGCAAUAUGCGACCCAAGAUGGCAUACUUUGUCGCCAAGCGUAAUUACCAGAGUCUACUUGUGGGAGCGACUCGUCGCGUAUCUGAGAAGAAGGCGAACGAAUUCACCCACGUUGAUAUUGUACGGGAAACGCACGCUGAGCUGUGGGCAUCUAACCUCUCUGUUGAAACGGUCGAAGCGGACAUUGAAGUUGCAUUUGUGACCAUCGCGAAUGGAGACUGUGUGCAGAGAACCAUCACAGCUGUUACCCUUGCUCCUAAUCGAUCGACGGAACUGGAACUUGUCAAAUUCCCCAAAUUAUAUCAGGCCUCCCCUAGGAGCUUGGUUGUCAGCGUCCGGCUGCUGGAGCGUGAUACGAAGCAAGUCCUGGCCAGAUAUAUAGAGUUUCCUCAACCGCUGCGUCACCACGAAUUUCGUGAUGCGACGGUUUUGGUCCGGCAAGUGGAUGAAUUGUCCUGGUCCGUGAGCGUGAGCAACGGUGUUGCCAAGGCAAUUGAGCUUUAUGUUGACACUGAAGACGACGGCAUCGCAGACGCGUGUGUUUUCAGUGACAAUUGCCUCAAUCUUGUUCCCGGCGAUGAACAGGUGGUCAAAUUAAAGGUUCGUGAUUCAGUCAAGAUUCCAAAAGGCGGUAUUGUGAUCAAGGAACGACACUAUUGCUAG